This is a messenger RNA of Cydia strobilella, 771 nucleotides long. RefSeq lists its product as uncharacterized. Lineage: Eukaryota; Metazoa; Arthropoda; Insecta; Lepidoptera; Tortricidae. The transcript has a single exon. Bases 1 to 771 code for a protein of 256 amino acids. The record is from RefSeq and is a predicted model, not a curated record.
AUGCUCUACGCAGACGACAUUGUGCUCAUCGACAAAUGCGCGAACAAACUAAAUGCCACCAUCCAGCAAUGGAAACAAGCGCUUGAGGACAAUGGUCUGCGCAUCAGUCGAUCCAAGACCGAAUACCUAAAAUGCAGCUUCAGUGACCAGCCAAUUCCAAGCACAGACAUCGUCAUUGAAGGACAGCCAGUGCCUAAGGUUGAUCAGUUUAAGUACCUCGGAUCCAUGCUGACGGCAGAUGCCAACAUAGAUGCAGACGUCACCCACAGAGUAAACGCAGGAUGGUUGAGAUGGAGGACCCUAACCGGGGUACUCUGUGACAGCCGCAUACCAGUUCGGCUAAAAGGGCGCGUCUACAAAACCGCAGUACGACCGGCAUUAAUGUAUGGCUCCGAGUGCUGGGCGACCAAGAAGAAACAUGAACAGAAGAUGCACACCAAUGAAAUGAAAAUGCUGAGGUGGGUAGCGGGAGUGACGAGACUGGACAGAGUCCGAAAUGUAUAUGUACGAGGCUCUUUCAAGGUCGCUCCCAUUGCAGAAAAGAUGGCUGAAAGCCGUAUGAGAUGGUUCUGGCAUGUGAUGAGGCGUAACGAAGAGUAUGCUGUCAAAAAAGCCUUGGCCAUCCCAGACAAAACGAACAGCAAAGGGAGCCCGCUUACCACGUGGUGGACAACCGUUACCAAAGACAUGGAGCGGGCGCAGACUAACAUAUCGACAACCCAGGACAGAAAAACCUGGCGCCUUCGAACGAGGAGGGCCGACCCCAAAUAA